Penicillium verhagenii is the source of this 777-nucleotide messenger RNA. Its product is annotated as PRP38 family protein. Gene Ontology annotation, cellular component: precatalytic spliceosome. The transcript has a single exon. The record is from RefSeq and is a predicted model, not a curated record. Bases 1 to 777 code for a protein of 258 amino acids. NCBI's taxonomy places the organism in Eukaryota, Fungi, Ascomycota, Eurotiomycetes, Eurotiales, Aspergillaceae.
AUGGCAUCUCAUCGUGCUGAUGCCAGUCAGUUCCUUGACAACCGAGGCUACAGUGGCCCACUCAUUCGUGGUGUCAAUCCUGUCACCCUGUUUGAGAAAGCCGUCCGCGACCGCAUCACAGACUCAUACUACUGGAAGGAACAGUGCUUCGGUUUGAACGCAGCAACUCUCUGCGAUCGCGCUUCCGAGUUAACAUUCGUCGGUGGUACUUACGGUGUCUCUGAGAAGCCCUCGCCAUUCCUCUGCCUCGCCUUCAAGCUCCUACAACUCAAUCCCGAACGAGACGUCAUCCUCGAAUACCUCAACUUCAGUGAUCCAGGCAGCGACGGCGAGGAUGAGGACGCCCCGAGCAGUAUCUUACAGUCUCGUGGUGACUUCAAGUAUUUGCGCGUACUAGCGGCAUUCUAUGUGCGACUUACCUUCUCCGCGGCCGACGUGUACAAAACCCUGGAGCCAUUACUUCUCGACUACCGGAAACUGAAGCGACGAGUGCGAGACUCGUUCACUUUGACAUAUAUGGAUCAAUUUGUCGACGAACUCCUUACCAAAGACCGUGUCUGCGGUACUAGUUUGUGGAAAUUACCGCCGCGUUCGCAAUUGGAAGACUUGGAUCUGCUUGAUGAGCGGAUUAGUCCCUUGGCCGACGAGUUAGAGGAGCUUGACCAAGACAGCCAAGAUGAAGAAAAAAGAGAGCGUGAUGAUCGUAACGAUCGUGAUGACCAGAGUGAGCGCAGUGAUGGCGAAGUAUCGAGCUCAAAAGAUGACAACCGCGACUGA